Paramecium tetraurelia is the source of this 2352-nucleotide messenger RNA. RefSeq lists its product as uncharacterized. Lineage: Eukaryota; Ciliophora; Oligohymenophorea; Peniculida; Parameciidae. The transcript has 9 exons. The record is from RefSeq and is a predicted model, not a curated record.
AUGCAGCCUUCUCAUCCCUCUCCAGUUGACAAAGACAAGAAAAUCAAAAUCAUGGAUGAGUUGAUCAAGACCAAUCAAAAACACAUUGACCAUCUCAAACAAACCAUCACACAAUUGAAAAGACAAUUACAAUUUGAGUAGAAGAGAAAUCAGGAUCUUGAUAAAGAUAAUGCCACCUUAAAAGAUCAAAUUAAAAAGCUUCUUUCUAAGCCACCCCUACAUACUCAAUAUACGCAGACAUCACACGAAAUCCAUAGACGAGACUCAAAACAAUUGUCCACCAAAGAAGAUCAAUAAUUCAAUAGUGCCUCUAAGAACACACAGAAAUCGGAGAACGAUCAAGUGACUCAGAAGUAACAGAUACUCAAUCAGGUGUCCCCUUCAAAACAAGAAAUCAAGAAAAUCCAAAAACUUGAUCUUAAAAUUGAUAUUGGUUCAGCUCUUUAACGACAAUAGAGUGGUCCCAUCAGCAGUGUCAAAAAAUCGCAAACAUACUUACACGGAUUAACAAAUGUCAAGUUAAUUGAUGCAAUCAAGGAGAGAAUCCCAGAAAAAUCUAAUAGGAUUGGUCAAAUGACUGGAGAUCGAAGCAGUUAAAUACGAAAGUCAUUGAUGUUCAAUUUCCAGAAUAACAAAUCAACCAUCAUUGAUUGUGAACACACCGAAGAAUAAGAAAUACAAAAAAGUAGAAAUUCAGAUGGAAAAUAAUAAUAGCUCAUUGAAUCAAUUGAGGAAUAUAGAGUGGAAACUAUGGAAGUCUCAGCCUUAUAAUAACCCGCCUACAAACUGUAUGAAAAGUUUUAUAUCAUGGGUUGUGAAAAAAAGGAAUUCUUAGAAUUCGAUAACGAUCCCAACAUUAAAGAAGGUAUUCUACCUGCAAAUAUCUUAUUCAAGAGUGAUUCCAUUACCACUCCUGUCUAUGAAGAGAUUAUUAAUGGGUUUGUUUAUCCUUUUGGAAAUCAAGUUGAGAAAAUCAAGGUCAAUGAUUCAUUUCGAAAAUUAAAAGAAAUCAUGUAUUCAGGUAAUAAAUACGAAUUAUUGGACAAAUUUUCCUUAUUUACUAUUAAAAAUCAAGAAAUUACUGAUAAUUUUUCAGAGCACACCAAUCAGAAUCUAUUGAAUCAAGCUAAUCCUGAAAAGUUACUCUAUGGAAUUUGUUUAUCUGUCUAUGAUUUCAUUGAGACUACUCCUGAUCAUAUCAAACUAACAUUUGAAAACAGAAAAAAACGAAUUUUCUGGAAAUACAAGAAAACCUAUUGUUUUCUGACCUACUUCCCCUUUUACGAACUAUUCCAAGACUUGCUAAUUUCUAUCAUCAAUUUGAUUAAAAUUAACAGAACAGACCGUUACCUAAAGAAAUACUCUGAAGAGUAUGAAGUCUUAAAGGAUGUUGAUGGAUAAUAGAUAAUACUUGAAUUUCAAGAUGAGUUGACUAAAUUCCUUAAUCUAAUCUAAGCCAUCAGACCAAUGUUGGGACAUCAAUAAUUAGAAGUCUAAACACUGGCAGGAACUCUUAAGUACAGAAUCCCCAAUCAAUUACAAUUGGAUAUUGAAUUGAGAUUGUGGAGUGCCAAUGUCACCUUGUAAAUUCUGAAUUACAAGGAAAUCUUAAACAUUUUCCUAGCAAUGAUUUCUGAAAUCUCAAUCAUUUUCGUGUGUGAAAAAAGCAACAUCCUUACAUCCAUCAUCCAUUUCUUUCAUCACAUAGUCCGUCCCUUAGAAUGGACCCAAGGAAUCAUUUACAAUGUCCCAGAACAACUCUUAACCAUGAUUCAAUCGCCAGUCCCAAUCAUUAUCGGAGUCAACCUUACAGAGAGUGAUUUCAAUUUGAUGAGUUUGGCUGAUAAUUGCGAAAAUCACUUGUUUGUAUUCUUGGAUCGCGAUAAAGAAAAUAAAUUUCUUCCCAAACCUUAAAAUGUCUUAAAAGACAUAUCCUCUCCUUCAUUUGGAGGAUUGUUGCAACACAUAGAGACUAUUCUUAAAAAUUCGAAUAACAUGCGCAAUCCAAGGUAAAUGUUGAUGAGAUCUUUAUUACUUAGUCCAAGCAUCAGACAAGUCUCCAACAAGAAUGACGAUAGGAAAGUGGUUAAGUUUUACUUUGAUGACCAAGAUCAAAGCAAAAGCAAAAAGGUUCUCGAGACUUUCAAGAAGAUUAUGGAAGAGUAUAUCAUUUCUAAAUUGCCACCUCAAAAUGAAGAUGCCAUCAAAGUAGGUCAAGAUUUGAAUUUCCAAUACAUUGAACAUUACUUAAUCUAAAGAUCCGAUCCCAAGGAUAAAAAGUUUAUCUAGAAUCUAUUUAAGACUCAGCAUUUCUAAUAUUUUAUAUAAUAACAUUAUUGUGAUUAGAUUUGA